Molecule: messenger RNA, 5423 nt
Organism: Polyodon spathula (Mississippi paddlefish)
Lineage: Eukaryota; Metazoa; Chordata; Actinopteri; Acipenseriformes; Polyodontidae
Product: EH domain-binding protein 1-like
Exons: 27
Coding region: 644-4540 (1298 amino acids)
Molecular function (GO): protein binding
Source: RefSeq, a predicted model, not a curated record
GCGUUUCCACAGAGCUGGUUACCCGUUUGAGUGAAUGCUAGAUAAAAAUGAAGGAAGGUUGAUUGUUGAGUUUAGUCUAGUCUGAGCUGGGUGGUAUUUACAUUGUCCUCUUCUUGGAAAGCCCGGGUUUUUGUUUUAUUUUUUUUAAACCCGUUAAGUUAUUAUUUAUCCAGGGUGUUUUAUAAGUCAGUCAAUGUGGUAUGUGGUACGCGAGGUAUUGCUUUUUAAUUGAAACGGCUGAUCGCACAGCAGAAGUAGUUAUUAACAUUAAAAUAGUACUGUAAUAGGAUAGGGAUCAUGUGAGAAGGUACAAGGAUGGUGACACCACGCCAUUUCAACGAAGAGGAAUGACUACAUAAAUAGAAACUGGGAAAUUCCUUCAUAGCCAUGCACGUUCCUGUCAAACUUGCCUGUCAUCAGAACAAGAGGGAUUUCUUACCGUCGCAUCUGCUUUUAUCAUUAUUAGAAGGCAUGGCACCUCAGCAAGAAACCCAGAUGCGCUAGGAAUUUGUUUUUACAAUAGUUUAAAAAAAAAAAAAAAAAAAAAAUUGUCACGUUUGUGAAAAAAAAUUGAGGAUCUAUGUAAGCAUUAAAACCUCAACACCAAAAAGCAAAAGAAUAAUAAAGAAAAUCACCCGUAAACAUGGCUUCUGUGUGGAAAAGAUUGCAACGUGUAGGGAAACAUGCUUCCAAGUUCCAGUUUGUGGCUUCGUACCAGGAGCUGACGGUGGAAUGUACAAGGAAAUGGCAACCUGACAAACUAGUAGUUGUUUGGACCCGAAGAAGCAGGCGGAAAUCUUCCAAGUCCCACAGCUGGCAGCCUGGUAUUAAAAAUCCUUACCGGGGUGUUGUUGUAUGGCCAGUUCCAGAGAACAUUGAGAUCACUGUGACACUUUUUAAGGAUCCUCAUGCAGAAGAGUUUGAAGAUAAGGAAUGGACAUUUGUCAUAGAAAACGAAUCCCCAUCUGGUCGUCGCAAAGCCCUUGCUACAAGCAGUAUCAACAUGAAACAGUAUGCCAGCCCUAUGCCUACACAGACAGACGUGAAGUUGAAAUUCAAGCCAUUAUCUAAAAAAGUGGUUGCUGCCACACUGCAGCUCUCUUUGUCUUGCAUUUUUCUGAGGGAGGGAAAAGCAACGGAUGAAGACAUGCAGAGUUUGGCUAGCCUGAUGAGCAUGAAGCAGGCUGACAUUGGCAAUUUGGAUGACUUUGAAGAGGAAAAUGAAGAGGAUGAAGAGAACAGAGUGAAUCAAGAGGAGAAGGCAGCAAAAAUUACAGAAAUUGUAAACCAGUUGAAUGCCCUCAGCAGCUUAGAUGAAGACCCAGAUGACUGCCUAAAGCAAGCAAAUAAGCCUUCCACUAAAUCAGCCAGUUCUUCUGAAGAACUCAUCAGUAAACUUAAUUUUAUGGAAGAGGAUGACCAAGACGUGUCAAAUAUGGAUUCAAAUCCAUUUGGCGAUCCAGAUGAGUCCAGGUUAAAUCCAUUUGGCGAUCCUGAUGAAGAUUUUACAGAACCAGCUACCGAGGUUGCUGUCCCAUGCAAAGAACCACCACACUAUGAUCACAAUUCUUCCAAUCCCUUUGAGACCGAGAUGGUGACGGAGACAGUGCAGUACAGCAACCCGUUUGAUGAACCUGAACCCGAGCUUGAACCAGAACCCGACAGAACGAAGGAAACAAAGAUAGAGCAGUCCCCACCAAGACCAGCAAAGAUGAAAAAUGUCCGACCCAUCGACAUGAGCAAAUAUCUUUAUGCGGACACAACCAAAAACGAGGAUGAAGAACUAGCGGAAGCCACACAGCACCUGUUGGCCAGCAGAGUUAUAGAGCAGCAACAGAGGUCCAAUCCAUUUUACGAACCAAAGGCCUCUCCUUUGAGUGGGCAGACCACUCCUUUACAAGAAAGUGAUGUGGACAAAAGGGCUAAAAGGAAGGCACCAGCCCCUCCGAUCCCCACACCAAAGAUACACCCUGAAAACUCAGCAAAACUACCUGCUGCUGUUGGGAAGGAGCUUGCAUCUUCACCAAAGCCAAGCCCGUUCCCUAGCCCUGUUCUGGGGAAGAAGCCAAAUGCCAGUCAGUCUCUGCUUGCAUGGUGCAGAGAGGUUACAAAAAACUACCGAGGGGUGAAAAUAACCAACUUCACCACGUCCUGGAGAAACGGCUUGGCUUUUUGUGCGUUAUUUCACCACUUCAGGCCCGAUCUCCUUGACUACAAAACCCUGAAUCCUCAAGAUAUUAAAGAAAACAACAAAAGGGCUUACGAUGGCUUUGCCAGCCUUGGGAUCUCUCGGUUGCUGGAGCCCUCGGAUAUGGUGCUGCUGGCCAUUCCAGACAAGUUAACUGUCAUGACCUACCUUUAUCAAAUAAGGGCUCAUUUCAGCGGCGAAGAGCUGAAUGUGGUGCAAAUAGAAGCGAACAGCAGCAAAAGCACCUACAAAGUGGGGGACUUUGAAACAGACACAAACAGCUCCAUCGAUCAAGACAAGUUCUAUGCUGAGCUUAACGAGGUAAACCGGGAGCAAGAGACACUGCCGUCGAACAGCACGGAGGCAGACGUUCCUGCUCAGGAUGAGUCUGUGUUUUUCAGCAAUAGUGCCGUCAGGGAGUUGGAAAACGAGUGCCAGGCUCCUGAUGGCACUCUGAGCACUGUCGUGGCAUCACCACCAUCACAUAGGACGAAAAGUGAUACUGAUCCUCCAAAACCUCAUCCAAGCACUACUGGAAACUCUGCAGCUGUGGACCUGCGUCAAUAUGACACUACAGAUCUAGCACAAGCGCUGCCAUCAUUUGGCAAAAAGAAACUGCUGAAAGCAGACACUUUAGAUUUGAGCGACUUACAGCAUGUCAGCGAUCAAAAGAAGGAUGAAUCUCCAACGCUCUUGUGUGAAGUUCCUGGCAAAGAGAGACUCACAAGUACAGGAAAUGCCAGUAGCUGCUCUGAGCAGGAGAGGCCCAGGCUUCAGGGAGUAAUGGAGGCCCAGAGCCCAGAACCCACAUCCCCUGUCAAGAGGGCAGGGCCCUCUCCCUCUCACAAGCUUGGGUUCUCUUACAACAGGGAUGCCGACCUCAUCAAGAAAAAGCGUGCCUCUCUGAGGCACGCUGAAUCUGAUGCCACUUCAGAUGCCAGUUUUGCUCUGACCCACGCAGAUCAUGCCGUAAAAAGUGCGCAGAUUACCUUCACCCAGCAGUCAAAUGUCACUGAAGAAAAGAAGAUAUUAUCCCGACAAGAGGAGCUUAAAGAGAGGGCAAGACUUCUAUUGGAGCAAGCAAGGAGAGACGCAUCUUUGAAAGUAGGAAAUAAAAAAGUGAUGACCCAUUCAUCCACACCAACCCGCAGCAAGCAACUAAAUGAUCAGCAAGAUGAAGAGCGACGUCGUCAGCUGAGAGAGAGAGCUCGUCAGUUAAUAGCAGAAGCACGAUCUGGUGUGAAGAUGUCUGAACUUCCCAGCUACAAUGAAAUGGCUGCAGAGAAGUUGAAAGAAAGGUCAAAGGCAUCAGGAGAUUUUGGGGACGAGGAUGCCGUUGAUCAUGGUGGGGAUGAUGAUGAUGAUGAUGAUGUUGUUGAUAAUGUAGAUACUAAUGAUGAUGAGGGAAGCCCUGUAUGUUCCUAUGUAGGAGAUGGAGAUGAAUUUACUAACCUAAAAAGUGACCUUGAUUCUCUUGGUGGACAGAACAGCAAGCAUGUGGAUCUCAAACUCAAGAAGCUCGUGGAGGCUCGUCCACAGGUAGUAAAUGUGCUCUCGACCGCUGCUGCACAAAAGGUCACCAGUGAUGGUACAGAACAGGAAGAACUUAAGAACAAUGCAGAAGAUAAUCGCACUGAGAGAUUGCGAAAAGCAACAGAACGGUUGCGAAGUCCAGUAAUGUUCAAUAAGGAUUCCACAGUGAGGAAAACACAGCUCCAGUCUUUCAGUCAGUAUGUUGAAAACAGACCAGAAGUAAAAAAGCAAAGAUCUGUACAAGAAGAUUCAAAGAAAGCAAAUGAGGAGAGGGUGCCAAUAACUGAAAUUGAGCAGAAGCCAUCUGAAGAUGAAAAAGGGUUCAAAGACACCAGUCAGUAUGUAGUUGGAGAAUUGGCAGCACUGGAGAGUGAGCAAAAGCAAAUUGACACCCGGGCCGCGCUGGUGGAGAAGCGCCUCCGCUAUCUCAUGGACACAGGCAACAAUAAAGAGGAGGAAGAUGCCAUGAUGCAGGAAUGGUUUAUGCUGGUAAACAAAAAAAACGCUUUGAUCCGAAGACAGAAUCAGCUUUCUCUCCUGGAAAAAGAACAUGAUCUGGAAAGACGGUUUGAGCUACUGAACCGAGAGUUGAGAGCAAUGCUUGCAAUCGAAGACUGGCAGAAAACUGAGUCUCAAAAGAGACGAGAGCAGCUUCUGCUGGAUGAGCUUGUUAUUCUGGUUAACAAGCGAGAUGCACUGGUCAGAGACUUAGAUGCCCAGGAAAAACAGGCGGAAGAGGAGGAUGAGCAUUUGGAAAGAACUCUGGAACAAAACAAAGGCAAAAUGGCAAAAAAAGAAGAAAAAUGUGUCAUUCAGUAAUUACCAACUGCAAAACCAAUGCCACUGCAUAUCUUUAUUAACAUGAAUAUGUAAAGAUUUUAAUCAAGUAUGUGAGCCUGAGUAAUCUUAAUUUGGUUCAGCGUUGUGUAACAUUUUAUGUCUGGUUUUAAAUGGCCCCUUUUAUGCCUUACACAUGUUCUAGGGAGGUUUAUUUAACAACACAUGAGGUACUUUGAAUGAACAUUCAAUCAUAAAAAGUCAAUUGAAAUGUAUGUGGUAUUUUAAAAAACGAAAAUUGAUUGCCUGUUGGAUAAUCAGUAAUUAUUAAAUGUGGUCAAGACAUAGAUUGUGAAUCUGACCUAGAGGAGUCAAGAAAGAACAUUUCAGAAAUACAAAGAAGUCAUUACAAAUACAACAGUAAAUCAUGCAGAUAUUCAAUGUUAAUUUUUAACGUUUCUUUUAACCUUUUUAUUUUUUCGCUUUGUAUUUUUUCCCCCAUAAAAUGAGAGUUAUUGUUAUAUUCCAACAUUGGUGUAAUUAUUAAAAGUUUACAGCUGGUAAGAGACUGCAAACCCAAAAUGCAGCGGCCAUGUUGUAUAUGGUUACCAAUGCUGGCGUGAAUUAUGGGAGGCUGAUCAACUUGCAGCCGUUUACUUUAAAAUACAGCAAAAACGACAUCAUGACGAAAAGCAUUAUUUAUUACAGUGUUUCCUUACUUGAGCUACAUGUAAAGUAAUUGUGACAUCUUAAGCAUGUACAUUUGCUCAAGGACUUAAUAUUUAUUAUAUACUUUUUUUUUUAAUUGCUUUCAUGUGCAAAUGUCCUUGGUAAAGCGUUCCAUCUGGUGCAGUUGUAUGUGUGUGGAAACAGUUGUCUGUUUAUUUAUUCCAGUAUCAUGAGUCCUCAAUAAAAUUAAAAUACU